UUCAUAAUGCAGGCAGGCCAAGGGGACAGGCAGCGGCACCUCACCUCGUCAGGGCAAAGUUUGCAUGCCAUCAUCAUCAUCAUUUAAUUACAGUCCGUACUCCGUACGUGUUCGUUAGUUAAAUAAUCUAUAUGGACGUGUCCUUUUUGUCGAGAAGAGCCAAUAUCGGGGAUUCGAGGUGUGUCUUCCCCGCACUAACAUAAUAAUAAUAAUAAUACUUCGUAUAUACGUAGUAGUUAGUAUUAUUAUUGGCUAUUCUGAAUAACAGACCCAUUGGAGCUGACUCGACCCUGGUAGAAAUAGUUAGAUUGAUUUCUCGGAAAGGUUGAACAUUCUCCGGAGGCUUAAAAAGGAGGCUCAAACAAGCGACAACAAGCUAGUGGAAGCUAUGGAGAGCGUCAUGUGAUGUAUGCUAUGGAGUGUUUGUUUUUGUUUGUUCCCCUCAGAACGCUUCACAUCAUCUCAUCUGUUUACGGAUUAUCCAGACUACUAACUAUGCAAUCAUAUCUUACAAGUCCAGCGUGCUCCAAUCUAUGAGGUUUAAGGGCCGCACAAAAUAUGUAGCAGCGGGCAAGGUCACAGAAAUAUAGAACGCGGUGUACGGGGUACUUCUACAUACAUCGCGUAUAUCUCAUCCCCCGGAAACGCUUGCCAGCGUGCCAAGGUCCAUCCUUUGGUUCGAUAGCCUGUAUCAAUCUGCUGCGUCUUAUGUAUUUCCAGGUGAUAAAAACUACGCACGACGCCGUACGGCCGGCCGUGUGGACAGCAGCUUGUUUCUGCAGACCAUCCACUCCCCAAUCCCACCAGACCAGCCGUCUGGCCACGAGCACACCGGUGCACAACUCAACCGCUUCGGGGCCUGUUCCCCAGUUCCUUUUGUUUCUCUCUUCUUUUUCAGCCCACCCCGCCCCCAUUUCCCCUCCCUCCCGCCUCUUUCCCCAUUCUCCCCCUCCACCCAGAGAAAUAAGAAUGGGUUUCUUCCCCCCAAGCACCAGACCGUGAUAGCUCUCUUUUCAUCACCACGUCUCCUCUCUAUCCUACCAGCACCUUAUUGUCGCCAUCGUUAUCGUCAUCGUCUUCCCUCGCCCUCGCCUCCUGAGCCAGCUAGUUGCCGCUGGAACGAAAACGGUGGAAUACCCGGAGCUGGUCAUCGAUUGAGUUGACAAGGAAGGGCUCUCAUCAAUUAAGUGAUUAACUUGACUUCGUUUUUUUUUAACGCUGCUGCAUCGUUAGGUUUUUCAGCUCAGUCUAGCCAUACCCACGAGACCAAUUGGCUUUCAGGAGAGCUUCAAAACUUACGGCGUAAUAACACUGUUAUUUUCCAAAGUGGAUACAAAUUUCGGCUGUGUCGAGCUUAGAAAUACUCCUCACUUUCUAGUCGUUGCGAUUAUCAUUCCUCCCGGGAGGUGAAACCCGACCUCUUGAGCGUCUCCACGAACAAUCACAUCUACCUCGAGCCCUGUUACCCUAAGUCGCUGAGGGGAAUCCACGUGUGAAAGAACUUUCUAUUUGUUUGGUUACGAUGACUGCAAACGGUGCAAUCCAAGUUUCUCAAACUCCAGACGACGUUUAUCGAGUUGCCCUAUUGAAAAACAGACAAUGGGCAACCAAAACCGCAAUGGACGACCCAGCCCUCUUCCCCAAACUAGCAACGGGUCAACACCCAGAAAUCCUCUGGAUCGGCUGCUCCGACUCUAGAUGCCCUGAAACAGCCAUCCUCGGCCUGCAACCCGGCGACGUCUUCGUCCACCGUAACAUCGCCAACGUAAUCCAUUACAACGACAUGAGCUCCUCCUCCGUCAUCGAAUACGCAGUCGUGUAUCUGCAAGUCAAGCACAUCGUGUUAUGCGGCCACACAUCUUGCGGUGGCAUUUCCGCCGCGCUCGCGAAUAAGCGGCUAGGCAUCCUGGAUACCUGGCUCAUGCCCCUCCGCCACCUUCGCGAGCAGAACAUAGGGCUCCUCAAUAGUCUGAGUUCCCAAGAGGCAGCGCAGAAGCUGGCGGAGAUCAAUGUGCGCCAGGGCCUGCGCACGCUGAAGGAAAAUAGUGUCGUCCUGGAUGCGAUUGAGGAGCGCGGGCUGGAGCUUCAUGGGGUUUUGUAUGAUGUUGCGAAUGGGAUUUUAAGGGAGUUGGAUACAGACGAGCCGAAAGAUGUUAUCCAUGCGCGGAUUCACUCCUUCAAGACAUUUAAGGCUGAGGCUGUGCGUUAGGGGGGGAACUGUUCAGCGAAGGCUGGGAGGCUUUGGUUUGACUUAGAGGUUUUUUAAUCUGUUUUCUUUUCAUCUGCGGGCCCCCUUUUUACCCCUUGGGUUGGAAUUUUUCAUAUUUGGUGUUGAUAGGAAUGGUUUCGGCUUUGGGAUUUUUCUACUAUUUCUUUUCAAUUUCUUAAAUUUUUUUAAAUUUUUAAUUUUUAAAUUUGUUUUUUAUGAUGCUGGCUUACAUCUCGAAAAACAAAACAAACUCCAACCAGUUAUUUCUAUAAGAGAAGCUUGAUCAUGAUUAUAGUUGAAUAUAAUGUAAUUCACAUAAACAUCUUUUCAUUCUAUCAAAUCAAGUUUCAAAUAUUUGGUAAAGAAAUGUUUUAAUCUUGAUUUAAAUUAUUCUGAUCAUUUCUCACUCAUCUGUGAUAUACUCUCAUACUACUGGCGCACUCUCACCAUCAUCUCCUACUCUUGAUCAGUGACUGACUGAGUGUAUAGAGCUUUGAUGACAUGUGUAUCUGUGGUUUUUUUUUGGGGGGGGGGGGGGAUUAUAGCAAGCGGGAAUGAGCUGUAUAUGCACAAAGGGGUCGUGGGGACAAAAAAUGUCAUACGUCAAUUUGAUCAAAAUAAUUUAUUUUUCUCCCCCCCCCCCCCCAAAUUCGCUACGAUGCCGUA
Messenger RNA from Blastomyces gilchristii SLH14081, 2875 nucleotides. RefSeq names its product carbonic anhydrase. The record is from RefSeq and is a predicted model, not a curated record. Bases 1523 to 2209 code for a protein of 228 amino acids. Gene Ontology annotation, molecular function: carbonate dehydratase activity; zinc ion binding. Gene Ontology annotation, cellular component: cytoplasm. NCBI's taxonomy places the organism in Eukaryota, Fungi, Ascomycota, Eurotiomycetes, Onygenales, Ajellomycetaceae. The transcript has 4 exons. Gene Ontology annotation, biological process: carbon utilization; cellular response to oxidative stress; cellular response to carbon dioxide.